AUCCGCAGGAGUGAAAGUAAAACAGACGGAUUUGUAGACACAUGUAAUGCAACACUUUAGGAGAUAACUAUGAAAAUAAUCCUUCUUCACUGCUUUUUGAUUGCAAUACAUGUGAUGAUCUCAGAUGAGCGUUUGAUAGUGUCAGGAUCAAAUCAGUCCAUAUCUGCAUCUGUGGGUGAGGACGUCACUCUGAGCUGCUCUGUGAACUCUCACAUCAAACCUGAAGAAGUUUCAUGGAAGAAAGCGCAAAAAGAUGGAGACAUUCUGGUUCUUCUCUAUCAAAACAACAAAAAUAUAUCAGAAUCACCAGAUGAGCGAUACAGAGACAGAGUUGAGUUCUUCACUGAUGAAAUACACAGAGGAAACUUCUCUCUCAGACUGAAGAGAGUCAGGACUGAAGAUAAAGGAGUUUACAUCUGUCAAGUGUUUACUGGAGAACUAUCAGCAAACACAACUGUGAUACUGGAGAGACUGGGUUUCUCUGGUUUACACAUAAUGGUGUUGAUUCUCUGUAUAACGGCAUGUGGAUCUGCUCUUCUGUUCUGCUCUCUCAUCAACUGUAGAUCAAACAACACGGACUGUUCGUCAAAUUUCCAUAUGUCUCUGCUCUUUUGUCCAAAUAUCAUCAUGUUCUUUGCCUUUGUUUUCUGGGGCGUUUCUGAAGGAUUUCUGAAUGAGACGCUGACUUGCUGUGCUUUGUUUUUUCUACGGCCUCUAAUGUUGCUUUGGUCUGAACCAGAAGUAAAAAACUUUCCAGACAGGAUAAGACAUUUGGCGGGUUACAGCUUUUAUCUAGAAUAUAUUAUUUUCACUGUCAUUGUUUUUUCAGUUCUUUAUAUUUGGAACGUUAGGAAUCAACUCCUGCAUUAUUCAACAUUUGAAAGAAACAUGAUAACAAUCUUGUUUGGGAUAAUGCCUUUCAUGAGUCUCAUCAUUAUUAUUUACAUACUUUCAGUUUAUUAUGAUGUAGCGUUUACUGGAGCGAGACAAAAACAGAGAGAGAUGCCUCGAAUAAAACUCAACAUAAUGGCUUUCAUAAGCUUUCAUAUUCUGCCUCCAUUACAACUCGUCCUUCUGUUUUAUGCAUUCGGUGUUGCCAGAGGAACAUUUCUCAUUGCUGGAGUUUUACCAGUGAUCAUAAUUGUGGCAAGAUUUGACUGGAAUUUUAUGUGUGGGAAAGAUGGACUCAGAUGUCCAGAUUGGAUCAUAAGAACAGUGUGGUUUAUUUUCACAAUACUGAUGAAUUUAUUAUUGGCCUGGUUUUACAUCAGGACACUGGAACUUGAUGAAGAAAAGGCUGGAUGGGCUUGUUUAAUCGUGUUUCUUCAAAUACUAUGGGCUGUUCUUAACUUCAGGCGUUCAUUUAAUCAUUGGGGUGUUAAGAAAAAUGUCUUUGUGUUUGUGGUUGGAUCAGUUGGUGUUGUUUUUAUCAACACUGUUGCACUGAUGACUGAACUGAUACUAAAAACAGUUAAUGGUGAGCGUUCAAUAGGAGAUUUGCGAAUCCCUGUCUUUACAUCUGAAAGUGUCUUUACUCUGUGUCUGUUGAUUCUUCAGAUAUAUGGCAAAUCUGGGGAAUCUGACCAAUCAGAGACUCAGCUACGUCGUAAGCCCUCCUUUACACAACGUUACUACAUCAGAGGACAGACCCACAGCACAGCAGAACCAGCAGAACCAAGCUCUGAAACGAUUGAAUUAAAAGAAAGAGCCUGAAAUCAGACUCAAGUCACAGACUCAAGCUGUGUACUCUGCCCCCUGCUCUUCUCUGUAUAUACAGAGCCUCUGUCAAACAUCUGAAGUUUGAAUGACACCACAGUCACCAGGAUGAUGAUGAAUCUGCAUACAGAAGAGAAGUUGCACAGCUGGCACUCUGGUGCAGUAAAUCAACCUUAAACUGAGAUGACUGUGGAUAUUCAGGCAAUACACCUGCAGCACUCCCCCCAACUUACCAUUUACAACAGUACUGUGGCAAUUGUUGAGUUUUUCAGGUUUUUGUGAACCACUAUCUCACAUGACCUGAAGUGGAAGACCCACACAGACUCUUUUGAUUAUUGGUGCUCCAUGGCCAACCCUUCAGGACUUUGAACUCAUACUGUAGAAACAUACCAUAAAAUGAGAUUAAAUGCACUUUCUCAGGUAUCCAUGUAAACAUUUGGAUUGAAUCAACAAUUUGUAGCUGAUGUGUCAUCUGUUCCUCUGAUUUAUUGUAUUAAUGCAGGUGGAUCUGCAGUUCUGUUCGGCUGCUUGGUUUACAGGACCAGAAUUACAGGACAGUUUGCAUUUACUGUGAUGAAAUUGUGAUUUGUGCCUUAUAAACUGUUUGAGCAAUUGCAUGGAAAUGUGAACCUUACCAAGUUUUAAGGAAAUGUUUUUAACUGUACUGAUAUCUCGGAUGUGAAUAUUUGGUAGCUUAAAUACCAGUGCUAUUUAAAGAUAUUUAAGCAAUUUUUACAUUGUUUUUUUUAUAGUUAGGUAAGUGCAGCUUUUAGAAUUGCUACAUCCAUAGCGUUGUUUCCUCAUCAUAAAUGCACACAAUAUUUGAAGAGUUUUGUUUGCAAAACGAGAUAAUGAUACAAAACAAGUCCCAGGACAAGGACAAGACACACUGGGGCCUUAAAUAGAGAAACUAAACAAGAUAACGAGGGAAGGUCAGGUGAGGAGAAUUAACCAAUAAUGAAUAAUUAACAGGGAAAGGGGUUAAUUAUUCAAGGCCAUGUGCUACUACACAAAACAUGGGUACUGCCACAAUCCUGCCACAUGACCAUGAACAACUAUGACAGACUGGCAGGAUUAUGACACUAUAGGGGCUUAUUUUGCGAUAACAACCUACUGCCUGUACAUUUUCCCACUUAUUACUCUGUAUUUUUAUCUCAUAAGUAAGGUAAAGAACGUUAAAUAUUGUUUUGAAAUGUUUUAUUUGCUCAUUUUCAACAAAUGCAGAU
Paramisgurnus dabryanus is the source of this 2942-nucleotide messenger RNA. RefSeq lists its product as uncharacterized. The record is from RefSeq and is a predicted model, not a curated record. Gene Ontology annotation, cellular component: external side of plasma membrane. Lineage: Eukaryota; Metazoa; Chordata; Actinopteri; Cypriniformes; Cobitidae. Gene Ontology annotation, biological process: negative regulation of T cell proliferation; cell surface receptor signaling pathway; cellular response to lipopolysaccharide.